Psilocybe cubensis is the source of this 1773-nucleotide messenger RNA. RefSeq lists its product as uncharacterized. Lineage: Eukaryota; Fungi; Basidiomycota; Agaricomycetes; Agaricales; Agrocybaceae. Bases 1 to 1773 code for a protein of 590 amino acids. The record is from RefSeq and is a predicted model, not a curated record. The transcript has 8 exons.
AUGCCACCUGCUACUCAGACCGGUUCUGCUGUUCAGCAGACCCCUCCGAACCCUCCGAAUGCAGCACCUAGAGAAGAUAUCAGCAGUGGCAACAGUGACAACAGCAACUCGGAUACGGACCCGGACCAUAAUGAAGAGGUGGUCAUCAGGAAGCGGAAGAAAGCAUUGAAGGUCACAUUUCGUACCAGGACCUCUCGCAAAAAGUUAAAGGCUUCGGCUGUUCUCGAGCCCUUCAUGCACCAUGCUGCAUGGCACAUUCGCAAUGGUGCUAUUUAUACCAACUGGGAGCAUGUUAUCGUUACUGGCCUGAAGGCGCAGCAAGGAAAAUUCGGUUCUCUCACACAGGAAGAGUUUGCAGAAAAGCAUAAACGAGCUCUUGCAACCUAUGAAGAGCUCCGAGCAGCCGUUCCCUCUUUUGACAACGAUAUGAAGGUCAUAGGGAAGGAUCCGGAUUACCUAGACCGACUUUGCAAAACGAUGAUUACCGCUGCAGGGACAGCCCGAUCAAACGACAUCUCAAGCCUCAAGAAAGAUGCGCUCACCUACGCUGCCCUUUGCUUGCCAAAUAGUCGGCUCGAGCCUCCGGUCAAUCCAAACGACUCCAAAAAGACAAGUCGAGGCUUCAAGCAUCCGCAACUUGGUGCACUUUUGGUCCCUGCCGACUGCUUUAAGCAGUAUCAAACUGAUCCAGAUUACCGUCGCAAGCUUAUGCUUAACAAGGUAACCAUCAAGGCAAAGGCCAUGCCACACCUCAUAUAUCCAUACGACAAGUACGAUCCCGACCAUGUCUUGGAGGGCAUGUUUAUGGCUCCCGCCCUGGUUGCGGUCUUUCAGCAUAUAUUCAUGUCCCCAUCAUCGGCUUUGAAGACACCCGGUGCGACUCGUACGGGGCUUGGGAAGGCUCGGAAACACCACAUGAAGUCGGUGACGAUACCGAGCAUUGCUUAUGCAUGCACUCAUUAUCGUUAUGCCAUCUCAGGUUGCAUGGACUGGCGUCAGAACGAUCACCAUUUCAACUACGAAGAAUUCUAUAUGGAGGUCGUAAAAAUGCUGGAGUGGGCCCGAGAGAACGACCCCGAGUGGUGGACGGAUUUUAUUACAUGGUGGAAUGCGCAAGUUUUUCCUGUUGAAGACGACUCCGUGACGGAGAGUAGCUCAUCAGACGAAGAAGCGACUACUUCUACGUUCAAGAAGAUGAAGGCUCAGGUGAAGGCUAGCCGCGUGGACAAGGCCAACGCUGCCAAUCCUCCACCACCACCGCCUUCUCAGUAUCAACGUGAAUCCCUGUCGCCAUCGCCUCCUCCAAUGCAUGCUCCGUCGCCAGCUUUGUUUAUUCAACAAGGUGUAGGUAUCCCUGGCCGGCAGCCUCUUCCUCAAUACGCUGCCGGCCCAAUGGACUCCAAUAUUGACCCCCGCUUACAGAUGUCAGGGCCUCAUGCUGCUGGAGCCCAGCCACCUCUCGGACCUUCGUUCUAUCCCGCAGGUGCUCCAUUCUUUUACGAUGGGUCUAACACCAUUGCAAGCGCGUCCACUCCGGCUCUGGGUCUGUCUCGUAAUCAUCCCACUCCCCGGGCACUCCAUGCUACUCCCUACGCUCAACAUGCCACCCAUUCUCCGGAGUGGCAACUGGCAAAUACACAAGACAUUGAAUCUUAUAUGGCCGACCGCACGAUGAGGAGAGGCUCAAAGAUGCAAUCCGGCAGGGAUGUUGGCACUCGUCAUCCCAGUGUCGGGCCCCAGAUGAAUGUAUUCCCGGACAUCACUAACUGGUAA